Sorex araneus (European shrew) is the source of this 772-nucleotide messenger RNA. It is a transcript of the gene HRCT1, whose product is annotated as histidine rich carboxyl terminus 1. The transcript has a single exon. The record is from RefSeq and is a predicted model, not a curated record. Bases 56 to 379 code for a protein of 107 amino acids. NCBI's taxonomy places the organism in Eukaryota, Metazoa, Chordata, Mammalia, Eulipotyphla, Soricidae.
UUGGGGGAGCAAGCAGCUGGGAGCCGCUGAGCGCUGGGGACUGUCCAGCUGCCGCAUGCAGAUGCCAGGUCUCCUGGGGAGCUUGGCCCUGGUGGGCUUGCUCGCAGGUGCGGUUAUGGCUGUCCUGAUGCUGCUGCUACUACUGGCUACCUGCCUUUCCCCUGGACAGCAGGACCUGGAUGUGGAGAGGAAUCCUGCUCCAAACGUCAGAAGGAACCGGGUCUGGAGGCCGUACCCCUUUCGCUCCCGGGUCCGUCUGGGGAGGUUUCAUCAUCCCCACCAUCCUGGACACGUGUCUCCUAUGCGCCAUGUCGGUCUCAGCCACCACCACGUCCACCACCACCACGGUCGUCACCAUGCUCACCGAGGCCAUCACUGAUGGGAGCCCCCGGUGGUCCUGGCAUCACAGAAGGAAUGAACCCCAGCAUCCUCCUGGCCGCAAGGUGCCUCUCCUCGGUGAGUGCCGGAACCUGCGACCUGGGUCACACUCAGGCUUCAUCUGCAAACUCUGCCCAGUGACCUCCAGAAGCAGAGGACUGAGGAGCCCCUGGGGUGACUGUGAAUGUCAGAUGGUGAGAGCAGGGGUGGUCCUUUGGAGGGGGACACCUCCUGGGGACUGCAGCUCCCUGUAGCCACCAGAAGUGACGGCAGCGGGGGAGUUGGGGGGCACACGCAAAGAUGAACGAGCGUUUGGUGUUGCCUCUACCUCCUCUGUCCCUGGCCAGGCAGGGAGCAGGAAGGUGCCCAGCCCUUUUGUUUGCUGAAGGCCCAC